AUGUCCACGUAUGUUAUUCCCCCUGCACCUUGCCUCAUUCACACAAGCCCUGCUAACACGGUAACCCCCAGUCUGGCAGCGGACAUGUCGUUUGACUUCAUCUUCCCCUCGUGCGAGCCGUCAACGCCGCCGAGCUUCUCGUUCGAUCCCUCCCUCCUCGACCUUCCCUACCAUCACAACCCGGGCCACAACCGCUCCCGUUCCAAUGGCUCCGUCUACUCCUUCGUCUCCACUGCCGAGUCCACCCCGGAUUCCGUGAGCACCCGCAUGACAACACCUUCCCGUGCCUCGCCUCCCAUCCGCCAGCACGGUCCCCUCCUGCUCCCCAAGAUCCGCUCCCAGGACCAAGCCAUCGAGUCGCCGCCGAAGCGCAUCAGGACUUCGCCCAAGACCCGUGUGGCGGCUACCAGACGGACCAGCCCCUCCGCCCCGACCUCCAACGCCGCCUUCCGCCCGGCUCACUCCCGUAGCUUUACCAACCCGGAGACCAUCACUUGGAACAUGCCUUCCUCCUUCUGCAGCCAGCCCGACAACCAAUCCACCUCCUCUCUGCUUUGCUCGCCAGUCAUCUUCGCCGAUGAUAUGCAAGCCCGCCGUGCAUCCACCUGCAGCCUUGACGGUUCGGCCCUAGAGAAGUUUGGCUUCCCGACCUACCGCCAAAUGCCCUCAUACGUACCCUCGGCGGCACCUCAGCCCACCACAGAUGCGUACAUGUUCCCUUCUUACACCGUACGCGCGCCAUCUCCCCUCAGCCUGUCCACCACGGCCACCCCGGACCCGACUCCCAGCACGACGCUCCUGACAUACCUCACCGAGUCCAAUCCGGCUCCCUCUCUGGUGCGCACAAUUUCCUUCCCUCUUCGGGACCCCAACACCAAGCACUUCUGGUGGGACGUCCGUCAAAUCCGCCCCUGGUCCACUUUCAACGCCUCGUCGGUCCUCUCCCUCCCCGGUGCUGCCGCUCUUCUCAACUGCCCCGUCCCGGCGCCCCUCCUCCCCACUCCAGCCCAGACGGCUCGCCACCCAGAGACCGAGGCAGCUCUGCACAGCAUCUACGCCUCGCAUUACCUUCCAAAGCUGAAUGCCGCGCUCGCCGUCUCUUCCAACCGGCCGAUGCAGCUCUCCGUUCCCGCAACGUCGGCCAACGCCAAGCACUCCGACCUCCUCUUCACGGCCUCCCCAGCCGGCGAGCCCGCUUCCGCGGCACAGAUCUUCGGGGGCAAGCCUACGGCCCGCGUCGUCGGUCUCGUCCGCUCAUUCGACCGUUUUAACACGGGCAUGCGCGUCGAGGGCAACAUCAAGCGCGUCGAGUACCUCCGCGGCCUCGCCGCCCUGCACCACGCCAUGCGCGAGCACUCAUGCCGCUACGGUUUCAUCCUCACCGAGAUCGAGCUCGUCAUCGUCCGUAACGGACCCGAGACGGUGCCCAACUUUGGCUUCCUCGAGGUCACGUCGGUGCAGCUCGGCGCCGUUGCCGACGACGCCGAUUGCGAGUUCGGCGAGAUCCCCCUGACGGCUUGCCUCGCGCUCUGGGGCCUGUGCAUGAUGGCCGGCGACGACGCGCCGCAGGGACCCCCCGCUCGCGUCGCGCACUGGAAAACGGAGAUCGGAGCGCCCGCCGAAGGGACGAGGCGCAAGGCGCUGCCGCGGGACGACUGGAUGCCCAAGCCGCAGCUGGCGGAGAAGAGGGAGGCCAAGAGAGCGAGGGGGUGGAUCAUGCCCGAGGACCCCGUCGGUAGGAAGGAGUUGGGCAAGAGGGGUGUGCGCUACGGCGCUUGCUGA
Messenger RNA from Colletotrichum higginsianum IMI 349063, 1782 nucleotides. RefSeq names its product Sialidase. NCBI's taxonomy places the organism in Eukaryota, Fungi, Ascomycota, Sordariomycetes, Glomerellales, Glomerellaceae. The transcript has a single exon. Bases 1 to 1782 code for a protein of 593 amino acids. The record is from RefSeq and is a predicted model, not a curated record.